AUAUGUAAAAGAAUAAAAUUAAAAAUGGCUUGCGAGGUUUGUGAACAUUGCGAUGCUCCCAUCAACCCUGGAGACACUGCGAUCUGCGAAGGUUUCAGUUACCAUAAGGACUGUAGGAAAUGCUAUGUGUGCAGUGAAACAGACCUACAUGACGCCGAAGUGUUUAAAGGAGUUAUAUUUUGUUCAGGAUGCUCUAAGAGGAUAUUUCAAGGUUGUUCAACAGCAAGGCAGUCAAAGAAUAAAUCUAGACGCACUCGUAGAUCCAAACCUCACAGACGCAGGAUUCAACACAAUGUGAUUGAAAUAACAAGACGUAACAUUAGUGAGAGUAAAAGCUAUUCAGAUGUAGAUAAUUACAGCAAUGAAAUAAUACAAGAACGAACAGCGCAGGAUGAUACAAAAACAAUCGGUGCAAAAAAGAAAAGUGUGGGUAAGUAA
Messenger RNA from Colias croceus (clouded yellow), 438 nucleotides. RefSeq lists its product as uncharacterized. The transcript is spliced from 6 exons. NCBI's taxonomy places the organism in Eukaryota, Metazoa, Arthropoda, Insecta, Lepidoptera, Pieridae. Bases 25 to 438 code for a protein of 137 amino acids. The record is from RefSeq and is a predicted model, not a curated record.